This is a messenger RNA of Rubroshorea leprosula, 1229 nucleotides long. The record is from the annotation of a GenBank genome assembly. Lineage: Eukaryota; Viridiplantae; Streptophyta; Magnoliopsida; Malvales; Dipterocarpaceae.
GUUGGUUUAGGGGCUGAUUUGCCACUGAUUUCUAAAUACAGUGGGUAUUUUGCCACCAAACAGAGUGCGGGGCCAUACAUGCCACAAUAUUGUACGUACAGGGGUUUAUUUGCAUCUUAUGCUCUCGCUGGGAUGUCUCUGUUGGAGAAAUUGCUCCUUAUAGUCUACUUGUUCAUCUGCCUCUUUUAGUGCUGCCGUUUGUUUUUGAGUUGAGAAUCGUUUGAAGGAGAUUUGGAAGGAGAUCGAAGGUUUGGCGCAGUGCAGUUGAUUGGGCAAGUACAAUAUAUAUGUCGCGGAUAAAUUUGAGGAAAGCUGCUUGUAUUCAGGAAGGUGGGAAAGGAGAUGGGAGAAUCCGUCGGGCUGAGGGUUGUGGCUCAAUUGAGAGAGGGGUGGUUUCUAUGUAUGAGGAGGAUUUGAAUGGUGAGAGCACGAGCAUGUGGGUUGAGGAUUGUGGUUGAAUUUCAGAGGGGCUGGUCUUUGAUUUGGUUAUAACCAAUUGUGAUUACUGGGUUCUGAGGAGUCAGGAAACAGUGGGUGACAAGUUGAGAAUUAUGCUUUAAUUUAAAGGCCGCUGGAGCCUGCGCCUACUUGUGGACAUCGUUACAUUUGUGCUGAUUUUUUUAGCCUGUGAUUGUUGCGGAAUUUGAAUUUGGAUUUGGGUUGUUCUUUUGGUUUUCGGUAUAUUUGUAGGGUUAAUGUCCACUGUCAUCCCUCUACUAUUAAAAAAAUCCAAUUUAAACCUUUUACUAUUAGUUUACCUUACGUCCUCCUUCUGCUAUUAUUUACCUUCAUUAGUCCUCCCUCUACUAUUGAAAAAUACAUCAAUGUUGUCCCUCCAUCCAUUUUAGGGGUGAUGAGUUUGUUGACCGUUAAUCCGUAGAUAGUUAAACGUUUAGGCCUUUUUUUUUUUAUUUUAAUUUUUUUCCCCAGCUAUGCAUUGGUGGGUCCCACCAUGCCACAUCAGCUUCCAAUUAAUAUCCUCUUCAAACAGUGCACACCUAAAAACCCCAAAUUUCUUUCUUUGUUUUGAACUCAUUUUCGCUUGUCUUGGGUUAGGGUUUUGUCAAACCCCCUAUUUUUAGUAAAGUUUUAAUCGAUUUCUCCCCUUUUUCAGCUACCGUUCAAGACCUCAUUCAACUAGAUGGUCCCACAUUUCAGAAGCCUUGCACAAGAGACAACCCAAAAGCACGCUCGUCUCUUGCUUUACUUGCAAGAAAACCAGAAGCUGU